This is a messenger RNA of Mus caroli (Ryukyu mouse), 2835 nucleotides long. RefSeq names its product cysteinyl leukotriene receptor 1 (gene Cysltr1). The record is from RefSeq and is a predicted model, not a curated record. Gene Ontology annotation, cellular component: plasma membrane. Gene Ontology annotation, biological process: G protein-coupled receptor signaling pathway. Gene Ontology annotation, molecular function: leukotriene receptor activity. NCBI's taxonomy places the organism in Eukaryota, Metazoa, Chordata, Mammalia, Rodentia, Muridae.
CUUCCCACCUCAGAGCAGCUGCAUGACUUCCUGAGGAUUCUAUUGCAGUAGCCAGAGAUAAACACUCAUUUGUGCAUAUAACGUGCAAGUCUCCAGUUUCUAUUCUUCUUCCCUCUCUGCUCUUUCCCUUCCCCCACUUUGAACCAGGGAAGCCAAACUCUGGCGGGGUUGAAGCGGCUUGAGAAGUACUAAGAAAGAGGAAGAAGAAUCGAGGUCUAUUGGCUAGCAAAUUUGCCAUGCCCUGACCUCUCUCCUCUGGAAAAGAAACAUUCCUAAAGAGCAGGAGCCCUGUGAAUGGAGUGGACCAUCCCGAGUAUCCAGACUUAUUUGCAGCUCACCAUCCAGGGUUAGCUCAUCAGGAGACUAGCAGGUUGGAAUUUCUGAAGAUUUGGAUCUUGCUUCAGGGAGCAAAAGGACCUUAAACUGUGAAGCUUGGAAUCAGCAGCUUGAACGUACUCUGACACUACAAUAAGAACAGUUGCCACAGUAAGAAGGGAAGUUUGUGAAAGGUGCUGUGUUAUCAGAUAGAGGUCUCCCUGUGUAUCCUAGGCUGAUCUUAAAUUCACCAUCUUCCUGCUUUGGCUUCUCAAGGGCUGAGAUUGCAGAAAUGUACCUCCAAGGCACCAAGCAGACAUUCCUGGAGAACAUGAAUGGAACUGAAAAUCUGACAACAUCUCUCAUUAAUAACACGUGUCAUGACACAAUUGAUGAAUUCCGAAAUCAAGUGUACUCCACUAUGUACUCUGUGAUCUCUGUUGUGGGUUUCUUUGGCAAUAGCUUUGUGCUCUAUGUCCUCAUAAAAACAUACCAUGAGAAAUCUGCCUUCCAAGUAUACAUGAUUAAUCUAGCCAUAGCAGAUCUACUCUGUGUAUGUACAUUGCCUCUCCGUGUAGUCUAUUAUGUUCACAAAGGCAAGUGGCUCUUUGGUGACUUUUUGUGCCGCCUCACCACCUAUGCCUUGUACGUUAACCUCUAUUGUAGCAUCUUCUUUAUGACAGCCAUGAGCUUUUUCCGGUGUGUUGCAAUUGUCUUUCCAGUCCAGAACAUUAAUUUGGUUACACAGAAAAAAGCCAGGUUCGUUUGCAUUGGAAUUUGGAUUUUUGUGAUUUUGACAAGUUCUCCCUUUUUAAUGUACAAAUCUUACCAAGAUGAGAAAAACAAUACUAAAUGCUUUGAGCCUCCACAGGACAAUCAAGCUAAAAAAUACGUUUUGGUCUUGCAUUAUGUGUCAUUAUUCUUUGGUUUCAUCAUCCCUUUUGUCACCAUAAUUGUCUGUUACACAAUGAUCAUUCUGACCUUACUAAAAAAUACAAUGAAGAAAAACAUGCCAAGUCGUAGGAAGGCUAUAGGGAUGAUCAUAGUUGUGACAGCUGCCUUUUUAGUCAGCUUCAUGCCAUAUCAUAUUCAACGAACUAUCCACCUUCACCUUUUACACAGUGAAACUAGACCCUGUGAUUCUGUCCUUAGGAUGCAGAAGUCAGUGGUCAUAACCUUAUCUUUAGCUGCAUCAAAUUGUUGCUUUGAUCCUCUGCUAUAUUUCUUUUCAGGUGGAAACUUUAGGAGAAGGCUGUCUACAUUUAGAAAGCAUUCUUUGUCCAGUAUGACUUAUAUACCCAAGAAGAAAGCUUCCUUGCCAGAAAAAGAAGAAGAAAUAUGUAACGAAUAAUUCAAACUUAUCUACAGUGCAGAACAAUGAAAAAGAAAUUCCCUAACAAGUAUUUUUCUAAAUAAAAUUUUAAAGUGUUUCCCAUUAAUAGUUUACAAAUAAUUAUAUCUAUUUCAUUUAUAAAUACUAUUAUUUGAUAUUUUAAGUGUUCAAAACUCAGUUUAUAACUGUGAACUAACCCAUAGAGUUCUUUUUGAAGACUCACCAGAAACUGAAGAAUGUUCAUGGUUUGGAACUAUAAAACUGAGUAUGAAAUCAAGAAUAUAAAAAGGAUUUAAAAGGCUACGUACUAGACUUUUGAGUUCAGCUUUUAAAUAUAGUUUUAAAAUUAGCAAAUAGUCAUCCGUCACCCUAACAUAUCCCUUUACAUGCAUGCCAUCAGAUGAGACCUGGAGAUGACCCAGGGCGUACAUUUGGUCAGCCGUUUCCUUUGUUGUACUGACUAGCUAGGUAAAGUAGUGCCCUGUCUUCCAGAAGAGAAUGUUCAAGUACUAGAACAGACCAAUAUUCAGCCAAAUAGCUCCACAGGCUGCAUGAAAUUUACAGUAUAGAAAAUAAAGAAGAUAAAUCUGAUCAAAGGCCAGUUUGUCUCUAAUUCUCUUCUGCCCGUGACUCAAGCACCAGCAAAAGAAUGGUGUUCUUGCUCACUGUGGUUCAAUCCCUAUUCUACCUAUAAUCCUUCCUUAAUAAGUAAGGCAACUGGCAUUCCCAUAUAUGACAGAAGCAGUCAAAAUUCAUCAGAAGUAAAGAAAAUAGGUCUACUUUCCUACAUGAGAUUUGUUGGAAUCAAAAUUUACUAUGUUAGAUAGCAGAAGAAAAUUUGAAUAUCCAUGUCAUUAAUACUUUAAUAAGUAUAUGCAUUUAUAUGUAUGUAUAUAAAUAUAUGUAAUCUAUCUUGUUCUAUGAUAUGCAUUUAUUGUUAGUUAAUAUGAGAUUUAUUGUUGUUUUAUACUUCUUUCUUUUUUAUUAGCAUGUUGAAAGUAAUAUUUGUUUACAGUGAUUUUUAUAUUAUAGCAGAAGCUUUGUUCUUAAAACAAACCAUUGAAAACAGCUUGGUUGUGACUAAAAUAUGAUAUUCAUUGACAAAGUUUUACUGAAGGCCACGUUUUUCCUAACUCUGAGUUUCAAAACUCACAUCAACUCAGAAGAAAUAAAUGAUAACAGAGAUG